AUGGCAAAGCGCACACUCGAUGCAUUCUUCAAGCCGUCAACCACCGCUCCGAAACGUCCUAAAACCGAUUCCAUCGAAUCCAACACCGCAACCGCAAUCUCACCCCCAGAGCCAAACGAUAUCCCAAACGAAGACACCAAACCAGCGAGCCAGCACCCAAGCUAUCCAAUCUCAAUCGCCCAACUCCCCUCCCACAUCGAAGUAGGCCUAGAACAUGCAACCCCAGCAAACGCACCCCGGGCAAUCAACAACCAACCACACCUCGACCUCCUCCACUUCCAGCCAUACAUCCCGCGCGCAACAGCAAACGAGCUAUUCAAAUUCCUCCGUCGCGAACUCCCCUUCUACCGCGUCCAAUACACAGCACGCCGCGGCGACAUCGAAACGCAAAUCAACACACCGCGAUGGACAACGGUCUUCGGAGUCGAUGAGACAUCGACUUUCAUCCAAGAACAGGACAACCCCAACAGCCUCGUUCUAGUAGAAGCAAAGACCAAAACCCCAACCCCGAAAACAAAAUACCAGUGCACGCCGCGCCCAAUCCCAGCUUGUCUCGAUCUCCUAAGGAGACAGGUCGAAGCCGCGAAUGCAGCCGCAAACGCAGAUAACAAAAACCCCGGCUAUAAUUUCUGCCUCGUAAAUUACUACGCCAGCGGAGACGACAGUAUUGCAUUCCACUCCGAUGACGAGCGUUUCCUGAGGACCCGAGCCGAAUAUCGCCUCGCUGUCACUGGGCGGCGAGCGGGAUUUUCUAAUGAAGCAUAA
Molecule: messenger RNA, 765 nt
Organism: Penicillium mononematosum
Lineage: Eukaryota; Fungi; Ascomycota; Eurotiomycetes; Eurotiales; Aspergillaceae
Exons: 1
Coding region: 1-765 (254 amino acids)
Biological process (GO): DNA repair
Source: RefSeq, a predicted model, not a curated record